AUGGCCACGACAAUCGUUUCCUCGCCCGGCAAAGUCUUGCUUGCGGGAGGCUACCUCGUCCUUGAUCCAGCUUACUCUGGCGUCGUCGUGUCCACCUCCUCGCGUUUCUACUCCGUCAUCCGAGGCGAAGGUGCAAGCGGUCCACGUGGCUCGAACCCAAACCUUUAUUGGAUAAGGGUGCGAUCCCCCCAGUUCUUAGAUGCUGUGUGGGUGUACUCGGUCGAGGUCGGUGGAAACGCUGUUCGGGUAGAACAGACCACAGACGAAGCUGGAUCCUCCUUUUCCAAGAAUAAGUUCGUGCAUCUUGCGAUUCAACGUACCCUCUCCUUAGCGUUGGAGAUCCGAGGUGCAAAUGCCCUCAAAGACGCUCUCUCCAACGGUCUUGACAUAGCGAUCGUGGGGGAUAACGAUUUCUAUUCCCAGCGAGCGCAGCUCCAAUCUCUCGGACUCGAGCCCGUAUUCUCCUCACUAUCUGCACUUCCCCCUUUCAGCAAGACAAAUGUGCGCCUAUCGGACGUGCACAAGACCGGCCUGGGGUCUUCUGCUGCGUUGAUUACUUCGCUAGUUUCGGCACUGCUCGUCCACACCUCGGUCAUAUCACGGGGGGCUCUACUACAAGAGCAAGAUGCCAUGACCAAUACUGACCGAAGACUAGCACAUAAUCUGGCACAAUAUAUACAUUGUCUUGCUCAAGGCAAAGUUGGCAGCGGCUUCGACGUCGCAGCCGCUGUAUUCGGCAGUCAAGUGUACACCAGGUUUAACCCAGCAGUCCUGCAGACACUAAUGACUGAGGAUGCGGCCCCUCCACAGUUGCUGCCUGUCAUCUCACCGUCAAAUAAAGCGUGGGACUAUCGCGUCGAGCCCUUUAAGCUGCCCCCGCUGACUCGCCUCAUGUUGGCUGAUGUCGAUGCUGGGAGUGACACGCCGUCUCUGGUCGGAAAGGUGCUCAAAUGGCGUCAGGCCGAUACUAUAGCCUCCCACCAGCUGUGGGAGGACCUAAACAAGACGAAUCAAGCGCUAUGCUCACAGCUGCUCAAGUUGUCCCAGCUGCACUCUCAAAACCCCACUGCAUACACCGCUGUAGUCAAAUAUAUUUCCACCAUCCAACCGCUACAGUGGUUGGCGAAUCCUAAUACCAAGAGAGGCGAAGGCCAGAUUGUAGAGGCAUUCUACCAAGCCCAUCUAAUUACUCAGGACAUUCGUUCUAAAAUGCGUCAGAUGGGAAAGCUUUCUGAUGUCCCAAUUGAGCCGCCAGAACAAACCGAUCUUCUGGACGCCUGUGUCGCCCAAGCUGGUGUCGUUGGAGGAGGCGUUCCUGGAGCCGGUGGAUACGACGCUGUAUGGCUUCUGGUGUGUGAUCCUGCAGGGCUGGAAUUCGAAGAGAAGCCCAUGCAUCGUGUUGGCCGCGUCUGGCAUACAUGGAAAGACCUCGUGGUCACCCCUCUAACCUCCUCCGAAAGUCUGGCGAAAGGUGUCCGCUUGAUAGAGAAUAUUGAUGAAGUCGCCGGGUUGAAGGAAGCUACUGCAGUCUAAAUCAUAGUACCGUAUAAUAUGGUUCCAAUCACAGUGUAUGUCCGCUGUAUCGAGUCCAUCCGUAUCUUAGUCAGAGCAAUAGACCCUCACUUCCAUCGGAAGUCGUGUGCUACAUCAUGCAGAUUUUUGCGUCCCCUUCUGGCGUCCAGGCUUUGCCAAGGGCCAGGAACAAUGAGAUACAAAGCACGGUGCCGC
Messenger RNA from Gloeophyllum trabeum ATCC 11539, 1728 nucleotides. Its product is annotated as Phosphomevalonate kinase. Gene Ontology annotation, molecular function: phosphomevalonate kinase activity; ATP binding. Bases 1 to 1533 code for a protein of 510 amino acids. Gene Ontology annotation, biological process: isopentenyl diphosphate biosynthetic process, mevalonate pathway; ergosterol biosynthetic process. The record is from RefSeq and is a predicted model, not a curated record. NCBI's taxonomy places the organism in Eukaryota, Fungi, Basidiomycota, Agaricomycetes, Gloeophyllales, Gloeophyllaceae. The transcript has 8 exons. Gene Ontology annotation, cellular component: peroxisome.